CUCUGAAGUUGAGAGGUUUGUCGGACAUUCUAGCGGCCUCUACGACGUUCUGGUGCUUUCUGGGGCAGCGGGGAUGAUAUAGACGGUGCCGUGAUGGUGGAUGCUGAAAAGACGCGCGAUCACCGACAGUGACACGCGCCUCCUUGACCUCGACCACAAUGACCGACACCUUGCCGCCGACUCUGCAGAAUGUGCUGGACCAGAAGUCGUUGAAGUGGAUAUUCUGUGGAGGAAAGGGUGGUGUAGGGAAGACUACUACUUCGUGCUCGCUCGCAAUUCAACUAGCCUCAGUCCGAGAGAACGUUCUACUCAUCUCCACCGAUCCCGCGCACAAUCUCUCGGAUGCGUUCGGCCAGAAGUUUGGGAAGGACUCGACCAAGGUCAACGGGUUUGAUAACCUGUACGCCAUGGAGAUCGACCCGAACAGCUCAAUCCAGGAGAUGGUGGAGAACUCGGAUAACAACGGCAUGAUGGGCAGCAUGAUGCAAGACCUGGCGUACAGCAUACCGGGUGUGGACGAGGCGAUGGGCUUUGCGGAGGUCAUGAAGCAUGUCAAGUCCAUGGAAUUCUCGGUAAUUGUGUUCGAUACUGCACCAACUGGCCACACACUGCGCUUCCUCUCCUUCCCAAGUGUGCUCGAGAACGCACUCGGAAAGCUCAGCUCCCUCGGCUCCCGAUUUGGGCCCAUGAUCAACCAGUUCUCCAGCAUGAUGGGUGGCGAGGCUGCGUCUCCUGAGGACAUGUUCGCGAAGCUCGAUGAGAUGAGGGCAACGAUCACGGAGGUCAACACACAAUUCAAGGACCCGGAAAAGACGACUUUCAUCUGUGUCUGCAUCUCCGAGUUCCUCUCCCUAUACGAGACAGAGCGCUUGGUGCAAGAACUCACCACGUACGGCAUUGAUACGCAUAACAUUGUCGUCAACCAGCUUCUCUUCCCGAAGAAAUCCUCGAACUGCGAACACUGUCGGGUCAGGCACAAGAUGCAGCAGAAAUAUCUCGCAGAAGCGCACGAACUUUACGACGAGUUCUUCCAUAUCAUCAAGCUGCCAUUGUUGACAGAGGAAGUCCGAGGACCGGAGAAGUUGAAGGAGUUCAGCAAGCUCCUGGUUGAGCCAUACGAACCCAAGGACGAUUAGACAGGACAACCGCCCACUUACAUUCUCAAGUGCACGCGUACAAUGAGAAUGCGCCAUAUGUAGCUCUAUAUAUUGAGGUAGGAUUGCGGGUUGAUGAGGACGACUUGGGGUUGUAAGCCGAUAUUUCCAUAGCGGGCUCCAGCUUUAUUGUGUACGAUUUGGGAAUCUUUGGCCGUCUUUGGACGCAACAAAGGGUGCCCAAACGGGGAUGCCGGC
Molecule: messenger RNA, 1352 nt
Organism: Schizophyllum commune H4-8
Lineage: Eukaryota; Fungi; Basidiomycota; Agaricomycetes; Agaricales; Schizophyllaceae
Product: anion-transporting ATPase
Exons: 9
Coding region: 159-1136 (325 amino acids)
Biological process (GO): post-translational protein targeting to endoplasmic reticulum membrane
Cellular component (GO): GET complex
Molecular function (GO): ATP binding; ATP hydrolysis activity
Source: RefSeq, a predicted model, not a curated record